AAUUUGAGGAUAGUUACGUGAAUGAACAUUUCACAAACUCAUCAAUCAAUCCAAAAAGAAAAAGAAAGAGAAAAAAAGGGUGAAAGGUGAGUAGUGGUGGAGGAAAGAUGUUAGAUGCUGAACUUAACAAACAGUGUAAAGAUUUUCACAUCAAUCACUGGAAACACUAUAACACAACAAUACAUCAAAAGGAUUGGUUUGUCCUCCUGUUCUUCAAUGGCUUUAUAUUUUUAUUUUCUGGUUUUUUAUCUUUUCUCUGUAUCUUCUGUUAUCUGCCAAGUUACAGAGUUCAUCAGUAUAGACUGUGGAAGCACGAGUAACUACAGUGAUCCAAGAACUGGCCUAGAAUGGAUUUCAGACAAUGGUAUCAUGAACCAUGGGAAAUCAGUAGAAGUAAAAAAUCCAGAUGGAAAGUGGGUGCAGUAUCGGAGACGCAGAGACUUCCCUAUAGACAGCAAGAAGUACUGUUACAAUUUAAGCACCAAAGAGAGAAGAAGGUAUAUUGUUCGUGCAACAUUUCAGUAUGGCAGCUUAGAAAAUGAAGAUUCAUUCCCCAAAUUUAAACUCUACUUGGAUGCAACUAAGUGGUCAACUGUGACAAUUCUGGAUGCUUCAAGAAUAUAUGUUAAGGAAAUGAUCAUUAGGGCUCCCUCGAGUUCUAUCGAUGUGUGCAUCUGCUGUGCUACAACUGGUUCUCCUUUCAUAUCCACUGUGGAGCUGCGACCUCUGAACCUUUCUAUGUAUGCAACUGAUUAUGAGGAUAGUUUCUUCUUAAAAUUAGCAGCUAGAGUAAAUUUUGGUGCUCCAACUGAAGAUGCCUUAAGGUACCCAGAUGACCCCUAUGAUAGAAUUUGGGACUCAGAUCUUGUUAAAAGGCAAAAUUUCCUUGUAGGAGUUGCCCCUGGCACAGUUAGAAUCAAUACAUCAAAGAACAUAGAUAUUCAGACAAGAGAAUACCCUCCUGUCAAAGUAAUGCAAACAGCUGUUGUUGGCAAUGAAGGAACACUCAGCUAUAGAUUGAACCUCGAAGAUUUCCCUGCAAACGCUAGAGCAUAUGCAUAUUUUGCUGAAAUUGAAGACUUGGGAGCAAAUGAGACACGAAAAUUCAAAUUGUUAAUGGAUCCUUAUAUGUCUGACUAUAGCAAUGCAGUAGUAAAUAUUGCAGAAAAUGCCAAUGGGAGCUACAGACUUUAUGAACCGAGCUACAUGAAUGUGAGUCUAGAUUUUGUUCUGUCAUUUUCCUUUGUUAAGACCCGCGAUUCCACUCAAGGACCACUGCUAAAUGCAAUUGAGAUUAGUAAAUAUCUGAAGAUUGAAUCAAAGACUGAUAGCCAUGAUGUGGCUGUUCUCAAUGCCUUUCGUUCCAUGUCCACUGGAAGUUCUUGGAUAAAUGAAGGAGGUGAUCCUUGUGUCCCAGCUCAGUGGGAAUGGGUGAAUUGUUCCUCAACUACACCACCAAGAAUCACAAAAAUUGCACUGUCAGGAGAAAAUUUGAAAGGGGAAAUCCCAUCUGAGAUCAACAACAUGGAGGAAUUGACAGAGUUGUGGUUGGAUGGUAACUUCCUUACAGGAACACUACCUGAUAUGAGCCAUCUUGUUAAUUUGAAAAUUGUGCAUCUUGAGAACAACAAACUGUCUGGUUCAUUACCUAAGUAUCUAGGUGGUUUGCCAACCUUAAGGGAAUUGUACAUACAGAACAACUCUUUUAGUGGGGAAGUACCUCCAGCACUGUUGACUGGGAAAGUAAUUAUUAACUAUGAAAAUAAUCCUGAACUACACAAAGAUGCAGCAAAAAAGAUGCAUUUUAAAUUGAUACUCGGAACUUCGAUUAGCAUACUUGCAGUUCUAUUAGUUCUGUUGUUAGGAAGUUUAGUAUACCUACAUAAUCUGCAAAGGAAGACAUCGCAUCACAAAAGCAAUGGCCAAGGUAGCUCUUUACUCACCAGUACUAAACCUUCAAACGCUUAUUCAAUUGCUCGGGGUUGGCAUUUUGUGGAUGAUGGUAUUUCAUACUAUAUUUCAUUCUCUGAACUUGAAGAAGCUACUAAAAAUUUUUCCAAGAAAAUUGGAAAAGGGAGUUUUGGGACUGUCUACUAUGGCCAAAUGAAAGACGGGAAAGAAGUGGCUGUCAAGAUAAUGGCUGAUUCAUCUAGCAGUCUAACACAGCAGUUUGUGACAGAGGUUUCCCUCUUGUCAAGAAUUCAUCACAGGAACUUGGUUCCCUUAAUUGGAUUCUGUGAAGAAGAACACCAAAAUAUUCUGGUUUAUGAAUAUAUGCAUAAUGGAACUUUGCGGGAUCACCUUCAUGGUUCUGACAACCAGAAACGCUUGGAUUGGCUAACUAGACUGCAGAUUGCUGAAGAUGCUGCUAAAGGCCUUGAAUACUUGCAUACUGGAUGCAACCCCAGUAUUAUACACAGAGAUGUAAAAACAAGCAACAUCCUCUUAGACAUCAAUAUGAGGGCAAAAGUGUCAGAUUUUGGACUUUCAAGGCAAGCUGAAGAUGAUCUAACCCAUAUAUCAAGUGUGGCUAGAGGAACAGUCGGUUACCUUGAUCCUGAGUAUUAUGCAAAUCAGCAAUUGACAGAAAAGAGUGAUGUCUACAGUUUUGGAGUUGUUCUCCUGGAACUGAUCUCUGGAAAAAAGCCUGUCUCAACAGAAGAUUUUGGUGCUGAAAUGAACAUUGUUCACUGGGCAAGGGCCUUGAUUCGUAAAGGUGAUGUGGUAAGCAUUGUGGAUACUGUCCUGACACAGAAUGCAAAAAUCGAAUCAAUCUGGAGGAUUGCUGAAGUUGCUAUCCAGUGUGUUCAACAACGUGCAGUUUCCAGGCCAAAGAUGCAGGAAGUAAUUUUAGCAAUACAAGAAGCUAUCAAAAUAGAGAAAGGAAGUGAUGCAAACCAAAAACUUUCAGGUAGUGGUAGCUCCAAGGCACAAUCUUCAAGAAAAACGUUACUCACUAGUUUCCUUGAGAUUGAGAGCCCUGACUUAUCCAGUGGUUGCCUGGUCCCAGCUGCAAGAUAGCUUUUUCUUCCAGAGUCUUAGUCUAAAACUACUCAUAACUGUAACAAAUAGUCACCAUGUGCAUGUAAUAGUUUGUGUUAUCUAAUUUUUCUGCCUGGUGU
This is a messenger RNA of Hevea brasiliensis (rubber tree), 3122 nucleotides long. RefSeq names its product probable LRR receptor-like serine/threonine-protein kinase At1g67720. The record is from RefSeq and is a predicted model, not a curated record. Bases 115 to 3021 code for a protein of 968 amino acids. Lineage: Eukaryota; Viridiplantae; Streptophyta; Magnoliopsida; Malpighiales; Euphorbiaceae. Gene Ontology annotation, molecular function: protein kinase activity; protein binding; ATP binding. Gene Ontology annotation, biological process: protein phosphorylation. The transcript has 15 exons.